This is a messenger RNA of Condylostylus longicornis, 1604 nucleotides long. RefSeq names its product transcription factor SPT20 homolog. Bases 150 to 1604 code for a protein of 484 amino acids. The record is from RefSeq and is a predicted model, not a curated record. The transcript is spliced from 8 exons. Lineage: Eukaryota; Metazoa; Arthropoda; Insecta; Diptera; Dolichopodidae.
AAGGAUAAUUUUUUUUUCAAAGUUAAAAGGAUAAACUCAUUUUUAAUGAAGGGUUACAACACGCUGUCUCUUUAGGGAACAUUGAAGUUUCUUCAAAGUCCAACAGUGCAUAUACACCAACUAGAUGCUACGAUUCAGAAGAUGAGACUAUGGGACGAAGGAAGACAAGGCCACAAUCGGCUGCAUAUUUUCCCAGAGGAUCAGUAUAUUCUAAGAGCGAUAUAAAAGAUCAGUAUUGUUUAACGGAAAAACAAUUACAAAAUUCAUUAGAACGACCAAGACGUGAAAGAUUUUUUGGAUGUUUAUCGGGUCGAAGCAGUAGUAUACAACCGUCCUUUCUUGGUGUUUGUGUUGGUAGAAGAGCACCAUCUGAUGAAAAUUUACAAGAUUAUGCACCAUUUUAUAGAUAUCCUAGAUAUCAUCGACACAAACCUUAUGAUGACGAUAUUGAUAGUUCCUAUGUAAGACGACGUCCACCAACAGUAUGUAAAAAGGCCUUAGAAGAAUCAAAACGUUAUCAAAAUUUAAAAGGAUUCGAAGAUGAUGAUUAUAGUCAAUUAGAUGGACAAAGAUCAAAUUGUCCAUCUGAUUAUGAAGACUAUGGUAGAGCUGGACCUUUUGUUGUUGGUAGCGGUGGUAGCGUUAUUGGUGUAGGAAAUGCUGGAGUAAUGGGAGCUACUGGUGGAACAGAUGCUAGCAAUACUAUCGAUGGGGCAUAUUUAAAUCAAAGUAACGAACAAAUACCAGGAUCAAAACAUGUUAGUUUCGCUCGUUCGCACACUUUAACAUCAUUUGAUGAAGCAGCUGCUUUAGGUUUAAGAUCAUCUGGUCGUAGUUUAAAAAGUGCAAGAAGUCAAGAACGUUUAAUUGGUGGUAAAAAACAAAUAAUGACUAUAAGUAAUAUACAACAACAACAGAUGGCAGCAGCUGCACAACAACAUCAACAACAGCAGCAACAACAACAGCAACAAACAUUAAAUCAACAAAUUCAAUUAGGUCAUAUACAUACAAUGCAACCACAAUCACAACAGCAACAACAAUUACAAAUUCAAACACAACAACCACAAGGACCACAAAUAUUAGCAUUUCAUCAUCAUCAUCAUCCAACAUUAAUAGCAACACCACAUCAUCCACAUCCAUUAUCCCAGCAUCCAUCAUUAACUGGUAUAUCAACGGCUGCAGCACCUACUGGUGGUAUAUUAGGUUUCUUAGUACAACCAGCACAUCCAACAUUACAACAACAACAGCAGCAGCAACAACAGCAACAUCAUCAUUUGCAACAACAACAGCAGCAACAUCAUCAACAACAACAACAUCAUCAACAGCAACAACAACAGCAACAGCAGCAGCAACAACAACAACAACAGCAACAUCAACAACAUUUACAACAAUUACAUGGAAUCGGUUAUCAAUUACAUCAACAUCAAUCAUCAUUAUCACCAGAAGUAGUUCUAGUCGAAAAAAUUAAACGUGGUGCUAUGAAAACACAAGCUACACAAACAGAUACAAGUUUAAAAAAAGGUUCUUUACCACCAUUAAAUUUAUCAUUAAGUCCACGUACUGUUCAUAGGGUAAGGUCACAAAUUCAAAUUCCAAGUAUUUAA